UUCUGUUCUCACUCUUCCGAGGGGGCGAUGCUGUGGACGCUGGCCAGGGCGUUGGCUUUUCGGAGGCCCAGCAGAGGCCGGGCCGGCUGGAGGGGUCUGUGGACCGGCCGCCCGCAGUCAGAUACUGAUAGUAUGAAGCCACUGGAGGGUGUAAGAAUUCUGGAUCUAACAAGAGUACUGGCAGGACCUUUUGCUACGAUGAAUUUAGGCGACCUUGGAGCAGAAGUUAUUAAGGUGGAAAGACCAGGAGCUGGUGAUGACACACGAACUUGGGGACCUCCUUUUGUGAACACAGAAAGUACAUAUUUUCUUAGUGUUAAUCGAAAUAAAAAAAGUAUAGCUGUUAACAUCAAGGAUCCAAGAGGGGUGAGGAUCGUCAAAGAGCUUGCAGCCAUUUGCGAUGUGUUUGUGGAAAACUAUGUCCCUGGCAAACUUUCUGAGAUGGGCCUUGGGUAUGAAGAUAUAGACAAGAUUGCUCCUCACAUCAUCUAUUGUUCCAUCACAGGAUAUGGCCAGACAGGGCCCAUGUCUCAGAGAGCAGGUUAUGAUGCUAUUGCCUCUGCUAUGUCUGGUCUGAUGCACAUUACAGGGCCCGAGGAUGGAGAGCCUGUUCGCCCAGGAGUGGCCAUGACUGACCUUGCCACUGGCCUGUUUGCCUAUGGAGCCAUUAUGGCUGGACUCAUACAACGUUACCGAACUGGAAAAGGACUAUUUAUUGAUUGUAAUCUGCUGUCAUCUCAGGUGGCGUGUUUGACCCAAGUAGCUGCUAAUUAUCUUAUUGGCCAAAAGGAAGCAAAACGAUGGGGCACAGCUCAUGGCAGCAUUGUUCCUUAUCAG
Phodopus roborovskii (desert hamster) is the source of this 837-nucleotide messenger RNA. It is a transcript of the gene Sugct, whose product is annotated as succinyl-CoA:glutarate-CoA transferase. NCBI's taxonomy places the organism in Eukaryota, Metazoa, Chordata, Mammalia, Rodentia, Cricetidae. The annotation marks the transcript as partial. The transcript has 9 exons. Gene Ontology annotation, molecular function: catalytic activity. The record is from RefSeq and is a predicted model, not a curated record.